Seminavis robusta is the source of this 4010-nucleotide messenger RNA. Lineage: Eukaryota; Bacillariophyta; Bacillariophyceae; Naviculales; Naviculaceae. The record is from the annotation of a GenBank genome assembly.
CGCUCGUGACAGAUCAGACGUGCCAAUCUGCAUUUUAUUUCAUUAAAGCUUUAUUCAUGUAUGUGUAAAGAAGCUAAUUGCUGGACAUGCUCGGAUGCCUCUCCUCUUUUUUCCAAAGUGACAACCAAUGAAACGAGGUCUAUCGUAGAAAAUGUACCGUUCGUGUUUUCGUUAGGUAGGAAUUGGUAGGAAGGUAACUGGCUUCUCGAUCCGUGCUAUGUGAGCUUCAGCAUCCGAGCGAAUACCACUGCGUGCGGGCUUUGUGUGUGAUGAGAGCGAAAGAAGACCAAGCGAAUAAGCAAGCAAGCAAGCAGCAACAAGAAGGGUAUCUGCUGCCACCUUCCAAGGCGAUAACAACAAAGAUAACAAGAUAACAACAAGACUAACUAACUUGUCUAAAGUGGCUUAUCAGCAACCUUGAUAGAGUCCUUUCACACUUCAUUAUCUGCUGUAUUACCCAUAAAUUCUGUUGAGAUUGGAUUCGGAAGAGGGUAGCACAUCAAUCGUGUUAAUUUUUGGCGCGGAGUCUUUCAGUUUCACACAAAAGAUAGUGCCUUACACUACAAGCAAGCAAGAUGGAGAAUCACUCAUCUGCAUCGUCUUAUCUGCCAUGGCAAACCCCCGGCCUCAAGAUGAAGCCACCCAACAGACGACUACCCUUGAUGGAGAGGACGGCGGCGACGGCAAGUACUAGUAGAGAAUCUCAAGAGUCUCCCCUACCUACUACCGCCGGUACAAGUACUGGUGGUAGCAAUGACUCGUACAUUUGGAGGACCCGCAGUCUGGAUGAUGGCAGGAGCAGUUGUCGCAAGAGCACUCACAAUCAUAGUCCGGAAGAACGACGACAAGAAGAACAAGAACCACCCCAACAUACGCCUUCCGCCGCGUUGCAUUCUUCCUUUGACGCGGCGUUGCUCGACAAUGACUUUCAUUCCAUCUUUCGAGUGGCCAAACGACGAGCUUCGGCAUCGGCCGCCACGCUGGGCAGUGCCUUGAAACAACAACAACAACAACAACAACCACCACCAGAAUUGACGCCUCAUUCCUCCUGUGGACGCAAACAUCUGAGGCAACAAGCAACCGUACACAGCAAUCGACUGUUUCAUAACUGCAAUGACAAUACGGAAUUGGCAGACGAUGAGGAAGAUGAACUAGCCUGUCCGGGAACGGUACGAAAACUGGCUCGCCACAAUAGCAACGAAUCCAUCAAGAGCAAGGGAACUCCCGUGCGACAUUUCAGUAUCAGUCAUCAGAAUUGGAGAACCAACACUACUAUAUCCACGAACAAUACGAGCAGCAAACAACCCGCCUCGUGGAAACCACCCCUCCUCCACAAAUUCCCCCUCACACCCACGGCACCCUCCACGGCCACCACACUCCCCACCACCCAACCCGACGAAACAACCGAGCCCUUUCGAUUUACAUCCUUCCCCGCUUCGUUGCCACGGGUUCAUCCCCGGGAUGUCCCCGAUUCCGUCCGCAAACGCAUGAUGUUUCCACCUCCAUCCAACCAACAAGUCAAUCAUUCCCGCGAAGAAGAUGGUACCCAAAACACAUCCAUUAGUUCGCUCUCUACGCAUGGAGAAGACGAUGCCCGCAUGCAGUUGCCACCGGUUCAUACGCGACUCUUUUUGGAAGAAGAACAGUACGCGUACAGUGAUGAUGAUGAUGACGACGAGGAAGAAGAAGAUGGGGCCGCCGCGGCGGGACGCACCCGUCUCAAUUUCAACAUGAUGCUCAGUAGUCCCACCAACAGCAGCAAAAACAACAACAACAAUAAGGAAGAAAGUCCAUUCAAGGAUCUAGGAGAAGCCGCCGAGAAGGACGUCUUGAAGAUGCCAUUGGACGAAACGGAAGAACCCACGGCUCCUACGGAUCUGUCGCGUCCGUACGAACAACGUCAUGUUCACAGCUUUCCAUCCACCAUGUCGUCCCAUUCUCCGCUCCGAAAUCUAUCCGGAUACUAUGAGGAUACCAGUACGACGGGAUUGCCAGGAGGUAGUGUACAACGCAACUGCCUUGCGAAUGGUUUUCCACAGGGAGGACCACAGCAACAUCACCACCACAAUUCCUCCGGUAGUACCUUGCCCAGCACACCGGAAGAAGUACAAAUGCACUUUCAGUUUGAUGCCGUGGGAUGUUCUCCCAUUCCGGGAAUUCCCGAAGAAGAGGAACUGGUACGGACCAGGCCGGCACCUCGAAAAGUGUCGCGUCUCCCUCCCAAGCCACAUGCGGCUGCAACAAAAGAAAUGCCUCCGCCAAAAUCGGGAGAAGAAGAUCGCUUGUCCUUUUCGUCCACAGCCGAAUCGGUGGCGUCGUCCAAACGACGGUUUCGACCCAUGCCCGACAUGUCGGCCUUUGAAAUGGACGCGGGGUCCAAACAAUCGGGGGGAGAUGACACGGUCAGUUCUCCAUGUUCACCCAAACAACGGCAACCACUCUGUCCGCCGACGCCGGUACGAACUCCGGUUUGGGCGCAACCGUGUAUUGGAGUGGAGGAAGAUGAUGAGGAUCUUGCGGUGCAGACCGGAGGAGAACGACCCUGUCUCCUUCAGAAACAUCAUCGUUCCAAUUCGUUAAUCAUGACGCGGGUAUUGGCCACGUGCUCGCCGCAAACUAUGGAACCCGAUUAUAAUCAUCAUCCGGAAGACGACGACGACGCCAAUAAGAACCAGUCCGACUCGGCGAUGAUGGACCAAGACAUGGAACUGAAUGAAUCCUCCGUUGCUGCCGUGCCGCAGCAUCCCGAAGCACCACCGGCCAUUCGACGAUCGGUUCGUGAGAUGGGUUCCAUUGUUUCCUUUGAAACAGAUUUUGAAGUACACGGCAUUCUGGGAAAGGGUGCCUUUGCCGAUGUCUACAAGGUGCGCUCCAAAUUUGACGGGAAACUCUAUGCCGUCAAGAGGAAUCGACGACACUUUCGAGGCAAACGUGACCGAGAACUUGCCUUGGCCGAAGUCCGAUCCAUGCAACGCUUGCAACAGCAUGCCAAUUCGCCGCAAGAGCAAGAAAAGAUUAUCAAGUCGUUGCACUAUCUGCUUUUCUUUUAUCGUGCAUGGCAAGAAGACGGUCACUUUUUCUGUCAAACCGAGCUGUGCUGUCGCGAUACAUGUCGUGAACUGAUGGAUUGCAUGAGCAUCCAUUGGGCUCAUACCAAAAACAAGUACCCCAGUCUCCAACGCCACUUGCCAACACCGGUAGGGGUUGUGGCCGGUGGGCCAUUUGAUGUGGGUGGCCGUCUGAUUCCCAACAUGACUGUCUGGAAGAUUUGCCAUGACAUUUGUGCCGGUCUGUCACACAUCCAUUCACGGGGCAUUGUUCACAAUGAUAUCAAGCCUUCCAACAUUUUCUUUGUGGCACAUCACAAGCUGGGUAGCCUGUGCAAAAUUGGUGACUUGGGGAUGGCUGCCGAAAUUGGGACUUCGGAAGAUGGGCAGGAAGGUGAUCAAAUGUACAUGCCCCCAGAACUCCUAAACUCUGCCGUGAAGCAGACCAGUGCAGAUAUUUUCAGCUUGGGGCUCACCUUGUACGAAAUGGCUGCAGGGUUGGGCUUUGACCUGCCAAAACAAGGGCCUCGAUGGCAUGAGCUGAGGAAUGGAUCACACCUUCCAGAACUCCCGCCUUCCCGAGACCCUGCAUUGAGCGGUCUUAUCCAGCAAAUGAUUUCCCCAACCAGCGCUCAACGUCCGGUUGCUGAUACCAUACUGAAACACGACAAGGUGUCUUUGGCAGGCAGAUCCUGUGAUGAGUUCCUCAGGGACUACAUCCACGACAUUGAAGAGUUUGACCGGAAGGUUACUCGAGGUUCUUUCUCGACAGACAACGCAGCUGAGGACCAAACACCUCGGGCAGGUACGGGCGCAAAUGCAAUCCCAUGUCGCGCUCGAGUUUGCAGUCCUACCCUUGCGUUCUCGACAGCGGCACCCAACAUCAUGUUCACCCCAGAAGCAACGUGAUUACACACUAUUAUACAAUUCUACUAAACAAGUUAAAAGUUUCGUUCUCAAUCG